AUCAACAUUGCCCUCAAGCUCUAGUAGCUCAGGAGCUACUAGUAGCGAAGAUGAAAGUGAGGUGGAAGAUAAAUCGGUUAAAAGGAGAAGAGGUAGAUCGGUUAGUAAGAGGAAAGUUAGUAGGAGCACAAGUAGCAGCAUUAACAGGUCUAGUAGCAGUAGCAGCAGUUCAA
Molecule: messenger RNA, 173 nt
Organism: Racocetra fulgida
Lineage: Eukaryota; Fungi; Glomeromycota; Glomeromycetes; Diversisporales; Gigasporaceae
Source: the annotation of a GenBank genome assembly